GCAACUUCCUAACGUGUGAUCUUGCUUGCUGGAUUUGGGCAAUAUGGCAGGCAUCCUGCGUACAGUUGUUACUAAUUUCUCCGUACCCCUUUUCAACAAUGUGAUAUGCCAUAAGGUGAAGAUUGCGAAGGUGCCAAGCUUGCGGACAUUCCUUACCCACCAGGUUCUCUGGUGUAAAGCAGCUAUCAAACCAGGUAUUCCAUAUAAGGAACUGAGUAUAGGUGUUCCAAAGGAGAUCUUUCAAAAUGAGAAAAGGAUUGCCUUGUCACCAGCUGGAGUUCAAGCACUGGUUAAGCAGGGUUUUAAUGUUAUUGUGGAGUCAAAUGCAGGAGAGACUGCUAAGUUCUCUGAUGACCACUAUAGACAGGCUGGGGCACGAAUCCAGGGCACCAAGGAAGUACUGGCUUCUGACAUAGUUCUCAAGGUGAGGGCUCCAGUGUUUAAUUCUGUACUUGGUGUCCACGAGAUUGAGCUUUUAAAAUCACAUGGUACUCUGAUCAGUUUUAUCUAUCCAGCUCAAAACCCAGAUCUGAUGAACAAAUUAGCAGAAAAAAACACCACCGUCUUGGCUAUGGAUCAGGUUCCACGUGUGACCAUUGCUCAGGGAUAUGAUGCUCUCAGCUCUAUGGCCAACAUUGCUGGUUACAAGGCAGUUGUACUUGCAGCUAAUCAUUUUGGUCGCUUUUUCACCGGUCAGAUCACGGCAGCGGGCAAAGUUCCUCCAGCUAAGGUUCUGAUCAUUGGAGGUGGAGUUGCUGGAUUAGCAUCUGCAGGAGCAGCUAAAUCAAUGGGAGCUGUAGUUCGUGGAUUUGAUACCAGAGCUGCUGCAUUAGAACAGUUUAAAUCAUUGGGUGCUGAGCCUUUGGAAGUUGACAUGAAGGAAUCUGGAGAAGGCCAAGGAGGAUAUGCAAAAGAAAUGUCCAAAGAGUUUAUUGAAGCUGAAAUGAAACUCUUUGCUAAACAGUGUGAAGAAGUUGAUAUCAUUAUUACAACAGCACUUAUUCCCGGUAAAAAAGCUCCGAUCCUCUUUCGAAAAGAUAUGAUUGAAUUGAUGAAGGAAGGGUCAGUGGUUGUAGAUCUAGCUGCUGAAGCAGGGGGAAAUAUUGAAACUACGAAGCCAGAGGAACUCUAUGUUCACAAGGGGAUCACGCAUAUAGGUUACACAGACCUGCCCAGCAGAAUGGCAACGCAAGCUAGUACCUUGUAUUCAAAUAACAUCACAAAGCUCUUGAAAGCCAUCAGCCCAGACAAAGAAAACUUUUACUUUAACAUAAAGGAUGAAUUUGAUUAUGGUACUCUUGACCACGUUGUUAGAGGAACAGUGGUAAUGAAGGAUGGGAAAGUGAUUUUCCCAGCACCACCUCCUAAGAACAUUCCUCAGGCAGCACCUGUGAAGCAGAAGACAGUGGCAGAGCUAAAAGCAGAGAAAGCUGCUACUAUUACACCUUUUAGGAAAACAAUGACCUCUGCUUCUGCCUAUACAGCAGGAAUUGCUAGCGUGCUUGGGCUGGGUAUUGCCUCUCCCAAUUCAGCUUUCACUCAGAUGGUGACAACCUUUGGUUUGGCUGGGAUUGUUGGAUACCAUACUGUAUGGGGUGUGACUCCUGCACUCCAUUCACCACUCAUGUCAGUGACUAAUGCCAUCUCAGGACUGACUGCUGUUGGCGGAUUAGCACUGAUGGGAGGGCAAUACUUACCUGGAACUCUACCUCAGGGCCUUGCUGUUCUUGCUGCUUUUAUUUCCUCUAUCAACAUUGCAGGUGGUUUCCUGGUCACUCAGAGAAUGCUGGAUAUGUUCAAGCGCCCUACUGACCCUCCUGAAUUCAACUAUUUGUAUUUGUUGCCUGCUGCUUUGUUUAUAGGAGGAUAUGGAACAGCACUGCAAAGUGGUUAUAACAUUGAACAGAUGAUGUACCUGGGUUCAGGAUUGUGCUGUGUUGGUGCUCUGGCUGGCCUUUCUACCCAAGGAACAGCUCGACUUGGCAAUGCUUUGGGUAUGAUAGGUGUUGCUGGAGGUUUGGCAGCUACCCUGGGAAGUCUAAAACCAUCAGUUGAGCUUCUGGCCCAGAUGUCGGGUGCGAUGGCCCUUGGUGGCACCAUAGGUCUGACAAUUGCUAAACGUAUCCAGAUUUCAGAUUUACCUCAGCUAGUGGCUGCUUUCCAUAGCUUGGUUGGCUUGGCUGCUGUUCUCACUUGUGUAGCAGAGUACAUGAUUGAAUUUCCCCAUUUUGCAACUGAUCCAGCUGCAAGCCUCACAAAAAUUGUGGCCUAUCUUGGCACAUACAUAGGAGGUGUAACCUUUAGUGGCUCUCUUGUUGCUUAUGGAAAACUACAGGGUAUGCUGAAUUCUGCCCCACUCCUCUUACCAGGACGACAUUUACUGAAUGCUGGUUUGUUAACAUUAAGCAUAGGUGGAAUGGUUCCGUACAUGAUGGAUCCAAGUUACACAACAGGGUUGACUUGCUUAGGAUCUGUGUCUGCCCUGUCUGCUGUAAUGGGAGUUACUCUGACAGCAGCCAUUGGGGGGGCUGACAUGCCUGUUGUUAUUACUGUCUUAAACAGCUAUUCCGGCUGGGCACUCUGUGCUGAAGGAUUCCUGCUUAACAACAAUUUAUUAACCAUUGUGGGUGCCCUGAUUGGUUUUUCUGGUGCCAUCCUGUCUCAUAUCAUGUGUGUGGCUAUGAAUCGCUCUCUUGCUAAUGUGAUUCUUGGAGGAUAUGGUACUACUUCAACUGCUGGUGGGAAGCCAAUGGAAAUUACUGGCACUCAUACAGAAGUGAAUAUGGACAGUGCAGUUGAUAUGAUAAAGGAAGCCAAUAACAUCAUAAUCACUCCAGGUUAUGGCCUCUGUGCAGCAAAGGCUCAGUAUCCAAUUGCUGAUUUAGUGAAAAUGCUGAAGGAAGGAGGCAAGAAAGUCAGGUCUUUCAACACUCGAAUUGAGUUUUCUACUACUGAAAAUAUGAAUGCUGCUAUUGUAUUUAAUAUUUGCUGUAAUUUUGCACAGUUUUUGGAAUAUGCUCUUCUCUAUGCUAUUCAAAGGCCAAAUGAACCCAGGACAUCUAGGGAGGAAGGUUGGACCGAAAAUGAGGGACAGAAAGAGAGGGUAUUGGAUAAAACGGAUCUGGUCCUUGUCAUUGGAGCUAAUGAUACGGUUAAUUCAGCUGCCCAAGAAGAUCCAAAUUCUAUCAUUGCUGGAAUGCCUGUUCUUGAAGUUUGGAAGGCAAAGCAGGUGAUUGUAAUGAAGAGAUCUCUAGGUGUUGGAUAUGCAGCCGUUGACAACCCUAUCUUUUACAAGCCCAACACUGCCAUGCUUCUAGGGGAUGCUAAGAAGACUUGUGAUGGUCUGCAGGCCAAAAUGAGGGAGUUAUACCAGAAUUAAAUAUUAAAAUAUACUCUUUGGCCAGUACGAACAAAAAAAAAUAAUCUAAAAAGUGUUAUGUAUCCAUGUUAAAAGAUAAAGGUUAGCAAGUGUUCUUGAAAUGAAGAUCUAAAAAAAAAGAGAAACAUUAAGGUCCAGAAAUGCAGAGAUUUUUUUUACAAAAGAGCAGGAAAAACAAGCAAAACAUUGAAAUAUUGACGUGAACAUUCUUGAGCAGAUCAGAACCUGGAAUACAUACAGUUGAAUGCAGUCUAUUUUAGAGGAAUUUUCCUUUGGCAACCACAAUUUAACACAAUGAGACUCAGGAAUUUGGAGAAUCUAUUUUAUGUGACAUAAGAUAUAAGGAAAACAACCAUUAAAUGUUCUGUGGCUUCAGAGUUUGUUAAUGAUUCCCAGUGAACAAUUUGCUAAUCAAGAUUUCAGAUCCUGAACAGGAUAUUGAUCAGCCCCACUACGUAGACCAGACCUGGAAAUUAGCUUUGCAGGAAGACUUACUUUGAGAAUGGCUGUAAUAACAGAAUCUUGUGUAUCUGAUUGUGCUGCACCUCCUCUUCCUUCUUACACUUCAGUGAAUUAGGGAGGCAUCUGCCUGAGCCACUUUUGAAUGUUAUCUUCUUGUUGUGGACUUUAAAAAAAAAUGCUUCAAUCCCUUUUGCUUAAGUAAUGGUUUCUGCAUAUCUCCUUCAAAGCCAUCUUCCUUAUCUCUGCAGUAUUUUAUGACCAUCUACUUAUAUGAUUCUAAACAAAAAUGAUGAUAAAGUUGGUAAUGAUGAUGAUGAUGAUGGCCACUUUUGAAAUGCAUUUUGAUACAUUCAUAGUACAUUUAAUGCAUUUACAGAAGCUGUUAAACAUAUGUUGAGUAUAAAAUGAAAUUUCAGACUCUUGGAAAUACCUUUUAAAUUCAUAAUUUAUUUGUACAGAUAUGCUAAACCAGUCAGCUUUGACAAACACACACAUGUACACAAUCUCACACACAAAAUUCAGAUGACUGGUCUUCCUUUUACUUUAAAUAAUACAACUGUUGGAAGCUUCAGUAUAGUGAUAAAUAGAUUUUUUUAGUGGCUUCCAGCGCAGUCUUGAAUAUGUUUAGUGCACUUGAGUGAAACUCAGAUGUAAAUGAAAUGAAUUUGUCAUGUUUGCAUAAUGAUGUAGCAAGCAUCUGUAGUGACAGAGGCAAAAUAAAUAGCUGUAACUGUGUUAGAAAGCCUUAACAUCUGGGCAAAACAGCCUACUAUGAAGUGAGUUAAACUUAGCCCAACUUGACUGUUUAUAAAUCCUGAUUUUAUCAUUGGGCUUAUGACCUCUUAAUUUAAUAGCGAAUGAAAAUUAUACCCAUUUAGCUACCUCCUGUCUUCAUACAGUAUGUUGAGCUUCCUCUAUGUGGAAUAUCAACUUAUAACAGUGAACUAAAUCCAGUUUGAGCUUCCAGAUCCACAGAAUCAAGAGAAAAUAAAUGUUUUUUAAUGAAAUUCCUUUUGUUUUAGUAGAAAAAGCACUCAGCUAGAUGAUGUUCAGUGUUUCUCUUUUUUAAUUCUGUCCUUUUUUAGCUGCUUAGCAAAAACUAAUAAUGAAACAUCAGUAGAUUAUUCUGCUGUAUAAGGAAACUUGAGCCACAACAGGGCAGCUCUGUUUUAGCAAGAUUUGUUUUGGGACCUUACUUUCAUUGCAUUGGUGCUAUACAUUUCUAUGUACAGCCUGCAUGCAAAUGUGACCUAGAAGAAGAGCAUCAGUGAAGUUAGCCUUGGAUUAUUUAAUGCUGCCUUAAAGCUGUAGCCUUUGUCUUGUUUUAAUAUAUUGUUUUAAUUUGAAGAUACGCAAACCAUUUCUAAGAAAAUGCAAAUUACAAUUGCCAAUGUUAGAAUUGGGUUUAUAUUAUGUAACAGGAGAUAAUUAUUUAAA
Protobothrops mucrosquamatus (brown spotted pit viper) is the source of this 5278-nucleotide messenger RNA. RefSeq names its product NAD(P) transhydrogenase, mitochondrial. NCBI's taxonomy places the organism in Eukaryota, Metazoa, Chordata, Lepidosauria, Squamata, Viperidae. Gene Ontology annotation, cellular component: mitochondrial inner membrane. The coding region runs from base 44 to 3379 and encodes 1111 amino acids. The record is from RefSeq and is a predicted model, not a curated record. The transcript is spliced from 22 exons. Gene Ontology annotation, molecular function: NADP binding; NAD binding. Gene Ontology annotation, biological process: NADPH regeneration; proton transmembrane transport.